Messenger RNA from Malania oleifera, 1449 nucleotides. Its product is annotated as U2 small nuclear ribonucleoprotein B''. Bases 153 to 1046 code for a protein of 297 amino acids. NCBI's taxonomy places the organism in Eukaryota, Viridiplantae, Streptophyta, Magnoliopsida, Santalales, Ximeniaceae. The record is from RefSeq and is a predicted model, not a curated record. Gene Ontology annotation, molecular function: mRNA binding. The transcript has 9 exons.
AAUAACAACACCGUAUAGCAUAGUUCCAGUUUCCCUUCUCAUCCCCCCUUUCCCCCCACACCCUCUCUCCCGUCGCAAGCCACUCCACGGUCGCGCCUCCGCGGCCCCUCCUCCGGUGAUCCUCAAUCUUCGCCGUACGCGUCGCCUCUGCAAUGGCUCAACAGCCUUACGAUCCCUACUACCUUCAUCACCAACCACCGGAACCACAAGAGUACGGGGGCUUCCAAGACAGGAACAUCAGCACUCUCUUCGUGGCAGGCCUCCCCGACGACGUUAAAGCUCGCGAAAUCCACAAUCUUUUCCGCCGCCGCCCCGGCUUCGACCAUUGCCAGCUCAAGUACACUGGCCGCGGCAAUCAGGUUGUCGCAUUUGUCACAUUUUUUAAUCAUCAGACAGCAGUAGCAGCACUGCAUGCAUUAAAUGGUGUAAAAUUUGAUCCUCAAGCUGGAUCUGUACUGCAUAUUGAACUGGCUAGAUCAAACUCAAGGAGAAAACGUAAACCAGGUGUUGGAGGCUAUGUUGUUAUCGAUAGAAGAAAUAAGUCAACAGCUGAUGCCCAAGGAAUGUCAAGUGAUGAUGGAGACAGUGAAUCUGAUGAACCGAUUGAGGCCAACGAUCCUAACAUGGGCAACAAGAGUGAUAUAGUCACUGCAAAGAGUAGUGAGACAGAGGUUGCUCCUGACAAUGCCAUAGCUGCUGCCAAUGGGCAGACAAAGAAGACUGUUGAAGGCACUGUUCCACCUUGUUCUACUUUGUUCAUCGCCAAUCUGGGUCCAAAUUGCACUGAAGAUGAAUUGAAGCAAGUCCUUUCUCAAUAUUCUGGAUUCAACGUGCUAAAGAUGCGUGCUAGAGGUGGAAUGCCAGUGGCAUUUGCUGAUUUUGAGGACGGGGAACAAUCUACCAAGGCGAUGAACGAACUUCAAGGCAGCCUGUUACCAUCAUCAGAUCGGGGUGGCAUGCACCUCGAGUACUUUUCAUCACUUUUUAAUUUUAAAAUUUUCAAAUACUUUAUUAAAAUUUUCAUUUUUCAUUGUGACUACUGCUAAGAUGGUUUUCUUUCCCUACUCCCCCUCUUUUUUCCAUUUAUGCUUUUUAGAUAUGCAAGGUCUAAAAUGAGGAAGCCCUAGACAAUGGGGGAAUGGAAUAACAAAAAAUUUCAAGCAGCUCCGGAGCUUGUGGAGGAGUGCUGGACACUGCACUACUUGAAGAAUGAGAUUAGUUCCCAACAUUAUGAGGCAAUGACCUUCAUGAUGUUUAGUGCGCUUUCUUUGACGAUCAGUAUGCACGCUUAGAGAACGUUUCUGAGCUUUAGUUGUACUAUAUUUUUUUUUAGUCCAUGUAGAUUUAACUUGAAAUUUGAUAUUGUGUGUUUAAAAAUGAAAUCUUACUGUAAUUAAACGGGCUGGUACUGAAGAAUUUCUUGAGCAAAAAGGGAAAUAUUGGACGCAA